Plasmodium coatneyi is the source of this 1134-nucleotide messenger RNA. RefSeq lists its product as uncharacterized. Bases 1 to 1134 code for a protein of 377 amino acids. Lineage: Eukaryota; Apicomplexa; Aconoidasida; Haemosporida; Plasmodiidae. The transcript has 3 exons. The record is from RefSeq and is a predicted model, not a curated record.
AUGCCUGAACGUUCAGGCCACGACACCAACUUUAUACACUUUUCCGAGCCAUACCACAAAAUCACGAAGCAAGAACAGUUUGAGGAUCCCGAGUUGAAGAGAGUCCUCGCUCAGAAUAUAUACGACAACGUAAGGAACAGCAUCACCUAUUUGGAAGAGACUCAGUAUAACCCGUGCGAGUGCAAUCACUGCCGAAGUGACGUAGUAGAAGCCCCACUGGAAGAUACAGAACUACUCAAGGACGUCUCAACAGGCAAACUAGUUUACAAAGAAGAAAGUGCAAAGUCUUGCGUGGAAGACACAGAAAUCACGCCGAAUAGCCUACAGCCCAUAAGCGCAGUGGAGGGCGAAACUUCUCUCCAUCCCAGAACGUACAAUAUAUUGAAGAACAACAAGGAUAGUUUAGAAAUUCAUCAAAGCAUUCCCCCUCUGAUGCGUGAAAGCUUCGCUGAGUUUACCCCCCGUAGUAGUUCCCACGAGAAAAGUCAACAUCUACCCAAAGAAGAAGACAAAAUGAACAACAACAGAUAUGGAGAGUAUUCCCCAAUGAACGGAUUUGGAUACAACCACCACAACGCCAUGAAUCCAAAUGGGUUCUGCACAAACACGCAUAAUAGAGAGCUUCCAAAUUUAACCAUGCAGCAACAUAACAUGCAUGGAAGGAACAACCUCAUGUUCGAAGAUGGGAACAUUCCAUAUGGUCUCUAUGGACAAUCGAACUAUACGGGAACAAAUUCUCUCAUGUAUGGAAGUGCUACCCCUUCGCACGAUCCCAAAAUGAUGUAUAGAAGGAACCACGAAACGAAUGAACCGCUUUAUAAUAACUACCCGAUGGGAAAUGGAAUGGGUUACAACACGCCCUUCGUUCCUCCACAGGCAUAUUACCCAGGCAUGAGACGGAAUUUAACGAAAGAGGGAUACACGCACGGGUGUCAUUACAUGAACAAUGCGAGUAACAAUGGUGCACUCUCCAAAUAUCCUUCAGAAAGCGUUUCGGAUAAGUGUCCCAAAAAAGAAUCGUGCAGGAGAAACCUGUCCAAGGUGAAAAAGGGCGAUAUAGACAUCAACAUAGAAACGUCUUCUUCCAGUCGAAAGGGGGUCAUAAUAGAUUUGAACAUCGGCAUGGGGAAUUAG